AUGUUCCAGUUCCACCUUUGGGCCCUUCUCAGGCUCUUUGCUCUUCUCUCUUCGUUGGCUACCGCCUCAAGAAUCGUUUUUGAAGAAGCGGGCCAUCUACCGGCGGGGUGGGAGGUCGAUCGCCAUGCCACCGAUUCCGAUCGGAUACAACUUUCCAUAGCGCUGAAAGAAGCCGGGAUGGAAGAGCUGAUAAGACGUCUCAUACAGCAAUCUACAUCUGACGACCACCCCAACAGCCGUCAUCUUGCAAAGGAAGAGGUUGAGCAACACCGUCAACCAGACCAGAGGUCAGUCACAGCGGUAGGCCGUUGGCUACAGUCCCACGGUAUCAAAAGCUACAAUGCGGACAACAGCUGGAUCACCUUCGACGCUACAGCUGCUACAGUCCAGGCGCUCUUUGAAGCCGACCUAGCCUACUACUCGUACAACGGUGAUCCCAGCACCCAGAUCCUUCGUUCCCGCUCUUACACGAUCCCCCGGUGGCUCAGCGACGACAUCGACUUCGUCCACCCGCUUACAAACUUUAUGCCUCCUCGCAACCGCAACGACGGUACCCUACGCGUCGACCCUCGCCAGCCAACUCGACCAAAACUGUCCGCCCGAGAGGACUUUUUUGCCCCUCCUUGCUGGACCGGCACAUUCCCUGGUUGCAUUCGCAAGCUCUAUAACCUCACCUAUACUCAACCCUCCGACUCUCACUCCCCCUCCCCCGUGCGUUUCGGCAUCGCUGGUUUCUUGGAACAAUACAUCACUCACCGCGACGUGACCUCCUUCCUAACCACUUACGCGCCCGAACUACUCCUUCCCACGCCCACUCCGUCCCGGGGCGGCAGCGGGGGUAGCCUUACGCUCCCUCCUGUCACAAACACCACCACCGAGCCCCCCUACAACAUCACCAUAACCCUCCUUAACAACGCCACCCGUUGGGAUCCGCACUCCACCGACCCCGCCCUCUCCGGCCUCGAAGCCAACCUCGACGUGCAAUACGCUCUCAGUCUGGGUCAUCCUACUCAAGUCAUCUACUACGCCACUGGCGGGCGCGGGACCAAACUCGACUCUUCCGGCCGUCCUCUCCCUGCGAACGAUCAUAAAGCGAACAACGAGCCCUUCCUCGAGUUCUUGCAGGCCCUUCUUGCGUCACCGGACAACCAGAUACCGCAUGUUCUAAGCAUCAGCUAUGCAGACGACGAGCAAUCCGUCCCGCGCAAAUACGCUCACAGAGUAUGCGACCUCUUCGCUGCCUUGGCUGCACGUGGCACUUCCGUCCUCGUGACAACUGGCGACGGGGGAGCAGCAGGUAUUGGCUUCUCGGCCGGAGGCGGCGACGGUUGCAUCAAAAACGAUGGAUCAGGUAGACGGGCAUUCGUGCCCACAUUCCCUGCUUCCUGUCCCUGGGUCACCAGUGUAGGAGCAACUGAUAACACGGCCCUAAACCUGACCGGCGCUGCGUUUUCUAGCGGUGGCUUCAGCGAGUACUUUGAUCGUCCUCUCUGGCAGCGAGCGGCAGUGGACCCUUACGUCGCCAGCCUUCUCCGCUCUCAAUCAAGCAAACCGGGUGAACCAAGCCAGCCCCGUGAUCCGAAAGGAGUCUACUUCUCCCACAAUGGGCGCGGUACGCCAGACAUUGCUGCCAUCGGCUCGGGCUUCCAGAUCAUGCACCGCGGAGAGAUGGUGGAAGUACGCGGGACGAGUGCGUCAACGCCGGUGGUGGCGGCUAUGGUGGCGCUGGUUAACGAUCAGCGCUUGCGACAAGGGAAGAGGAGCCUAGGGUGGUUGAAUGGAUAUUUGAACUUGGACCCGAGGGUGCGAGGAGUGUUGACGGAUGUGAAGUGGGGACGAAGUGAGGGAUGUGUCUUUCCUGGGGAGGCAUUGGAGAAGGGGGAAGGCAAGGGAAAGGGGAAAGGCCGAAUUAUAAAGAAAAGGCAGGGGAACUCGACGGAGAAUGGCGGUACGCAUGAAGGAGAUGGAGAGAGUGAGGGACAUGGAGAGGAAUGGGAAUGGGAAGGGGAAGUUGGAGUGGGACAGGGAGAGCAGAGUGAAAAUGGUGUUUUGGGAGGAUGGGAUGCGAAGAAGGGGUGGGAUCCUGUAACGGGAUUGGGAGUUCCUGGUGACUUUCAGGAGAUGUUAAAGGUCUUGGGCAGUGUUUGGUAA
Molecule: messenger RNA, 2151 nt
Organism: Neurospora hispaniola
Lineage: Eukaryota; Fungi; Ascomycota; Sordariomycetes; Sordariales; Sordariaceae
Product: peptidase S8/S53 domain-containing protein
Exons: 1
Coding region: 1-2151 (716 amino acids)
Biological process (GO): proteolysis
Molecular function (GO): serine-type endopeptidase activity; tripeptidyl-peptidase activity
Source: RefSeq, a predicted model, not a curated record